Gadus morhua (Atlantic cod) is the source of this 1499-nucleotide messenger RNA. Its product is annotated as probable UDP-sugar transporter protein SLC35A4. Bases 75 to 1037 code for a protein of 320 amino acids. Gene Ontology annotation, cellular component: Golgi membrane. The transcript has a single exon. Gene Ontology annotation, biological process: pyrimidine nucleotide-sugar transmembrane transport. Lineage: Eukaryota; Metazoa; Chordata; Actinopteri; Gadiformes; Gadidae. The record is from RefSeq and is a predicted model, not a curated record. Gene Ontology annotation, molecular function: pyrimidine nucleotide-sugar transmembrane transporter activity.
UCGAGGUACACGGAUCAACGCCCUCUAAAUAUUAACUUGAGCCUUCAUCUUCUGGCAGUAGUACUGUACUGAGGAUGAUUGCAAUGCCCGAUGUGGGGCCCCGGACCCCCCCCUGGAGGUGGAGGCUCCAGUGGGGGGUCCUCCUCACGCUGAUGACCCUCAUCUACGGCUCCCACGCGCCGCUCAUCGCCCUCACCAAGGAGGACGGCCGGGUCCCCUUCAGCCCCUCGUCCUGCGUCGUCCUGAUGGAGGGGGCCAAGCUCCUGGUCGCCCUGGUCGCGCUGCUCCUGAACGGGGACGCGGUGGCCCUGGCGACGCCCCCUGCCUCGGGGCUGGUGGCUCCCUACGCCGUCCCCGCCCUGCUCUACGCGCUCAACAACAACCUGGUGGUUCUCAUGCAAGCCUACAUGGACCCGAGCUCGUACCAGGUCCUCAGCAACCUGAAGAUCGCCUCCACCGCCUUGCUGUACUCCUUCUGCCUGGGCAGGCGGCUCCGUCCCGUCCAGUGGUCGGCCCUGGGCCUUCUCAUGGGAGCCGGGGUGUGCCACAGCUACAGCAGCCUGCGUUCAGGGGACCUCGAGCAGGCUGCGGCCGACUCGAGUACCAGGCUUCACAUCACUGCCUGGGGCCUUUUCCUUGUGCUGCUGUACUGCUUUGUCUCCGGGCUGGCCGCCGUCUACACAGAGAGGGUGCUGAAGAGCCAGCCGCUGCCCCUCAGCCUGCAGAACCUUUAUUUGUAUGCGUUUGGUGUGGCUAUCAAUGGGGUUACCUAUCUCUCCAGUGAUACGGGGGAGAAGGGCUUUCUGGAGGGCUACUCGGGGGCUGUGUGGGCCAUCAUCGCGGGCCAGGCAGCCAACGGCCUGCUGAUGUCCGUGGUGCUGAAGCACGGCAGUGGGAUCACCAGACUGUUUGUCAUCUCCAGCUCCAUGCUGGUCAACGCGCUGCUGUCGUGGGCCUUCUUGGGGCUUGAGGUCACUCCUCUGUUUCUCCUACCUGUUACCAUGACAGCCUUUGCGGCUUACUUGUAUUACAAAUAGUGGGUUAGCUUCAUGAAGUCCCCCUAUGGCAUAAGGCUCGGUUUCAUUUUUCCUUGCUUUACUCUGUUAAGAUUCAAAUUGGUGUGUGAUCGUGUGUUUCUUUUUUUGUGCCUCUGAAAUGUUGGUUUUGUUGUUGGGUUUCAGCAAACUUUGAACAUCCUGGUUGAGCUGAUCAUUGCGGUAGACUUGAUUCUACUAAAAUUAAACACCCAAGUUGUUUUUGAAAGCAAAAAUAAAUAUCCUAUUUUAUGUAUGUCGUACGUCUAGGCUUGGUUAUUAUAAUAAUUGCAGUCAUUGCCUCACAAGAGGUAAAGCAAUGAUAACCCAGCUGCCAAUAUCUAAAAGUUUUGCCUUUUCACUAUUUUGUCUCCUUUGCCAAGUUGUCGAACAUGCAGUGCAAUUUGUUACGGAAAAUAUAAUUUUAAGCUAUCAAUGACUCAAUAAAAAUAUUUUGCGCUUUUA